AUGCAUGCAGUAGACACAUCAGAUGAGGAAUUCUUUAUUGGUUCAGUGAAUGUGAAUGGUGAUAAUCAUGAUGUAGAAUGGUAUGAAACAGUGAAGGUGAAGGACACUUAUAUUCACUUUCAACUUGACACCGGAGCAAAGUGUAAUGUUUUGUCAUCAGCUGAUCUCAAGAAAAUAGACAAAAACUGGAAAGUUACACCAACCUGUUCACCGCUGAAGUCGUUCUCUGGACAUAACAUUCGUUGUGCUGGACUCGUUCAGCGAAUACACAGCAUUGAGAGGAAAAACCGUACUGUACCACAUGGCAUUUCCCAGGAUUAUCAGGACUUAUUCAGUGGACUUGGAUGCUUACCAGGCACAUACUCAAUCAAGGUGGAUGAAAAUAUUCAGCCAGUGAUACAUCCUCCACGCAAGAUUCCCAUAGCCUUGAGAGAUAAGGUCAAGGAAGAGCUCGACAGAAUGGAGCGUGAAGGAGUGAUUGUGAAGCAACGCGAGCCGACGAAAUGGAUCAACUCCAUGACCAAACUAGAUGACGAGAGUUCGAAACUCUGCACAUUUAAUUCUCCGUUUGGACGUUAUCGAUUCACUCGAAUGCCCUUCGGAAUCAAGUCCGCACCUGAAGUGUUUCAACGUGCCAUAUCCGAGAUGAUUCAGGAUCUUGAUGGGACAGAGGCGAUUAUUGAUGAUAUCAUAGUAUGGGGAACCACAGAAGCUGAACAUGACAGACGUUUGAAGGCCUUACUCGAUCGAGCAAGACAACAUAACUUGAAGCUCAGCGUGGACAAAAGCGAGAUCAGACGCUCAGAGCUGACGUACGUGGGACACAGAUUUACUGACUCGGGUCUGAAAACAGAUCCCGAAAAAGUCCGUGCUGUACAGGAAAUGGACCGUCCCAAUAAUGUGAAGGACUUACAAACAUUUAUGGGCUUUGUUCAAUACUUAGGGAAGUUUAUGCCCAAUCUAUCAGAAGUUGGCAGUCCAUUACGACAAUUACUGGAGAAAAACUCUGUAUGGAAAUGGGAAAAUGAACAGGAAGAAAGCUACGAGAAACUGAAACGCAUGACUACUAGUGCACCGAUCCUUCAGUACUUUGAUCCAAAUAAGCCAGUGAUGUUGUCCGUAGAUGCCAGUUCUAAUGGACUAGGUGCAGUGUUGAUUCAGGAAGAUAAGCCAGUUGCGUACGGAUCACGCGCACUGACAGAAACACAACAACGAUAUUCACAGAUUGAGAAAGAAACUCUAGCUAUUCUCUAUGGAUGUACAAAAUUCCAUGAUUAUGUAUAUGGUCACAGUGUACUUGUUGAAUCGGACCAUAAGCCUUUGGAAAGUAUCCUCAAGAAACCUGUUCUAUCUUCACCUCCAAGACUACAAAGAUCCGUGUUAGCGCUAGAAAGGUAUGACAUUCAAGUCAUUUACAAACCUGGAAAGAAAAUGUUCUUGGCUGAUCAUUUGAGUCGUUCCUAUCUGAAAGAGACUAAGGAAGCCCUAGUACCAGAUCUACAGGUGAAUGAGAUGCAUCUUACUUCAUACUUACCUGUGUCACAGGAAGUACAGGACAGGAUCCGGAAGGAAACAGGUCAAGAUGAUGAGUUACAGCAACUCUUAAACACAAUCUUGGAUGGAUGGCCAAACAACAAAGCAGACCUUGCACCGGAAAUUAGAGCCUACUGGAAUUUCCGUGAUGAACUUUCAUGUAUUGAUGGUAUUCUCUACAAGUCACACAAACUGGUUGUCCCAAAGUCGAUGCAGAAUGAAAUGCUGGAGAAGCUACAUAUUGGACACCAAGGAAUUGUGAAGACUAAAAACCGAGCGAGAGACAUUCUCUUUUGGAACGGUAUGGGAAGAGACAUAGAGAACCUCGUGAGCGCAUGUGCAACUUGUGCCAAAUAUCAGGUUGCUAAUCCUAAGGAACCAAUGAUCCCAAGCGAACUUCCAUCAAGACCGUGGUCAAAGAUUGGAAUGGAUCUGUUUGAACUUAGUGGAAACCAUUACUUACUGGUAGUUUAUCAAAGUGGCCGGAAUGCCAAACUGGAGUUGCUUACCUCUAAGUGCGUGAUCACUCAUUUGAAAAGCAUGAUUUCCAAAUAUGGAAUUCCGGAUAUCAUGAUUAGUGAUAAUGGACCACAGUUCAGUAGUUAUGAAUUCAAGGAGUUUGUGAAAUCGUAUUACAUCACACAUACCACGACCAGUCCGUACCAUGCUCAGAGUAAUGGACAGACCGAGCGAAUGGUUCAGACCAUGAAACGUCUUAUUACCAAAUCUCAAGAUCCAUACUUAGCUCUUUUGGAGUAUCGGAACACCAAGAUUGACGGUAUUGAUAUGUCACCAGCUCAGCUAUUUCUAGGACACAGACUGAAGUCUAUCUUACCUACAGCCGUACCUCUACUGAAAUCUUGGGUAGAUGGCAACGCAUUGGUCAAGAUGAAACGUCGACAGAAAAAACAGGAAGAGAACUUCAACAGACAUGCUAAGAAGGAACCACUUAAACCUCUCAAGGCAGGAGACUCCGUCAUCGAGAGCAAAGGACGAUGCUACAGACGUAACCGCAAAUUCCUGAGACCUACUCGUGUCCGAAAUAACUCCAGAGAUGAUGUCCCUGCGUAUACCGAUGUCACAUUGCGUACCAAGACCAAUCAGAGCACCAAUGAUACAUCAGCAGCUUCAGAUGUGCAACCAAAUACCGUUACUGAGACAGCUAGAUCUGACGUCGAACCACCAGCCGAAAACCCUGCGCAUUUUACCCGUAGUGGCCGCUGUGUGAAACUCCCUGCGCGAUACCGAGAAUGA
This is a messenger RNA of Saccostrea cuccullata (small rock oyster), 2787 nucleotides long. RefSeq lists its product as uncharacterized. The record is from RefSeq and is a predicted model, not a curated record. The coding region runs from base 1 to 2787 and encodes 928 amino acids. Gene Ontology annotation, molecular function: aspartic-type endopeptidase activity; nucleic acid binding. The transcript is spliced from 4 exons. Gene Ontology annotation, biological process: proteolysis; DNA integration. Lineage: Eukaryota; Metazoa; Mollusca; Bivalvia; Ostreida; Ostreidae.